GAUCCCAGAGACGCAGAGAAAUUUCAACAAAUUUUUGUCAUAUCGAAGGAAAACAAAUAAAAUCAAAAACAAAUCAAACAAGUGUUCAAAAGUCUGUGAGUUACUGGUUUUGGCGAGAACUUUUAGACAUAUGAAUACAAAUUUACAAGUCUAAGAAGAAAACUAAAUAAGGUCUAAAAACAUUUGAAGUAUGUUUUUGGACCGCUUGUAAAAUCUCGACGUUUAUACUGGCGACCAUGUCCAGAUCGACUCGGCUAGUGAUCCUAAUCAAGAAUAUACAUAUGUACAUACGGUAGGAAACGCUUGCUACAUAUUUUUCAACAAAAUAUCUAUCACUCAACAAGUUUUAAGGAUUAAAGGAAAAGGGCAAAAAUACUUUUGUACGUGUAUUAAAAGCAGGACCUCCAAAAGGUGGGGGAGCAAUUAAAUUAAUUCCCCGGCUACACAGCAAAACUAAUCAAUUACCGUGAACAUACUGACAGUGUCAUAUCGUGUAAAUCAACAAUGAAAUUGGAUACAUAUUCAGUAAAUUUGUUAGUUCACAGUGACCCAUCAACUGCAUAAUGUCAAAAGUCUGCCGGGACCUACGUAUCUAUCUCCGUCUUCUUCACGUCAUGGGCAUGGUGUGCUGGCAUUUCGAUUCCGACCACUGUCAACUAAUGGCCACGUCCGGAAGCGAGCGCUAUGCCGUCGUUUAUGCUGGCUGUAUUUUAGUUUCUACAACGGCUAGCUUUAUCUUUGCCCUUCUACAGCCGAAUCGAUUCCACAUAGCCAUUUACAACCAGACGGGAAAUUUUUAUGAGGCCGUCAUAUUUCGCAGCACUUGUUUGGUGCUUUUCUUGGUUUAUGUGAUCUUGUAUGUAAGGCGGCAUCGGUACAGGGAUUUGGUUCAACAUAUAUUGCGUCUUAACAGACGCUGUGUUAGCAGUUGCACAGACCAACAGUUUCUGCACAACAUAAUACUUUACGGCAUGCUCACGAUCCUCUGCUUCGGCAACUAUCUCCACGGCUACACUCGCGCUGGACUGGCCACACUUCCGCUGGCCCUUUGUAUGUUGGUUUAUAUCUACGCCUUUUUGGUUCUAUGCCUUUUGCUGAUGUUCUUUGUUAGUCUUAAGCAAGUCAUGGCCGCGGGCUUGAUUCACCACAACCAACAGCUUUGUCAGGGCGAUCUGACCUCUGGUCUUCGAGGCAGGCAGCAGAUCCUGCAAGUGUGCGGCGGCGAACUAAACGAGUGCUUCGGCUUACUUAUGCUGCCCAUUGUAGCCCUGGUGCUCCUGAUGUCACCUUCGGGGCCAUUCUUCUUAAUCAGUACCGUUUUAGAGGGAAAAUUUCGCCCUGACGAAUGCUUGAUCAUGCUUUUGACCUCCUCCACUUGGGAUACUCCGUGGAUGAUUAUGUUGGUUCUCAUGUUACGCACUAAUGGCAUUUCAGAGGAAGCAAAUAAAACAGCAAAGAUCCUGACAAAAGUACCUCGAACCGGAACUGGGUUGGAUAGAAUGAUUGAAAAAUUCUUACUCAAGAACCUUCGACAGCAGCCCAUUUUAACCGCUUAUGGAUUUUUCGCGUUGGAUAAAAGCACUUUGUUUAAGCUAUUUACUGCAAUCUUCACGUAUAUGGUUAUUUUGGUCCAAUUCAAGGAGAUGGAAAAUUCCACAAAGUCUAUUAAUAAAUUUUGAUCACUUACCGAAUCAUAUGUUAAACAGCCCGUAGCCUUCGACCUAUAGU
This is a messenger RNA of Drosophila simulans, 1728 nucleotides long. It is a transcript of the gene Gr39a, whose product is annotated as gustatory and pheromone receptor 39a. The record is from RefSeq and is a predicted model, not a curated record. Gene Ontology annotation, cellular component: neuronal cell body; membrane; axon. The transcript has 4 exons. Lineage: Eukaryota; Metazoa; Arthropoda; Insecta; Diptera; Drosophilidae. Gene Ontology annotation, biological process: sensory perception of taste. The coding region runs from base 564 to 1679 and encodes 371 amino acids.